UUUCAAAGUACAAAUUUACCUCCAUCUAAUGCUGUUUAUGGCCCUAAAGAUAAUGGCUUUUGGACGGCAAAGAAAGGAAAAACAACUUUCCCGUUUGCUUUCAAGAUUCCAAUUGAUGCCCCAAGUUCUGUGAAAUAUGGCAAUAAUGCUAGUUUAAAAUACGUUGUGACCGGAGUGGUUCAGUUUAUGAACGUUACCAAAGAUAACAAGGAAGACACAUUAUUUAAAUCAAAGGAAGCAUUUGUUGUCGAGGCUUGGGACAGUGACAAUCCUCUUUACAAAACACCCGUGGAUGCUGUUAAUAUGAAACAAUUAUGGAUGGGAGGACCUGGCGCUGUUAUGAUUGAAAGUUCUUUAAUUGAAAUUCUAUUCCAAAGUGGUGGAAAUGUCAACGUCAAAGUUAGGGUAAAAAACGAUACGAAAAGACGAGUUCAAGGAAUCAAAGUAGCAAUUUUACAGCGACUUCUCAUUCUUGCAAAUAAAUCUAAAAAAGAGAUUGAUGAAGUUAAAAUUGUUGGUGAAACUGUAGCAGAAGAAUGGUUCAAAGACAAAGAUUUCUGCUUUGAUUGUGGCGAAGAUCGAACUACAACUGUUCAUAUUCAUAAAAAUGUAAGGUCAAUAAGAAAUACGGCACUUUUCGAAGUCGUAUGCUAUGUAGUUGUAUCAUUGUAUUUAGGUCCUUUUACGAAAGACCUCACAGUUCACCUACCUGUUAAUAUUGCACACUCCGCAUCAUUACAACCUGUACCUUUAGUUGAUGCCGAUCUUAAUGUUUUUCCAAAUCACUAUAACAUGAUGGAUGAAAAUACUGACCUUUUUGUUGAAGAU
Molecule: messenger RNA, 828 nt
Organism: Racocetra persica
Lineage: Eukaryota; Fungi; Glomeromycota; Glomeromycetes; Diversisporales; Gigasporaceae
Source: the annotation of a GenBank genome assembly